CACUGUUCAGAUGUGCACCCAGACAAUAGUGCCAGUGUUUGUUCUUUCAAGGGAAGUUUGAGAAAGAGGGAAAAAGGAAAGAAGAAGAAGAAAGGGGGAGGUCGUCAGUGGAAGGGAUUACGCAUUGUGAGAACCAUGUCCAUUUGCUGCUACUGUUAUUGGGUCUGAAAAGCAGUAUCUGCAGUACCAGGGCCCUUAGUUAACCAGACUGUGUGUUUUCUUCCACACCAUGAUGAUCUCUGUUGGUAGCAGCUGUUGAAGAGUGGCUUAAAGAGAGAACAAUCACGCAUGAAGAAUGACUGUCUACAGCAACAGGCCAACAGCAGGGUGGCCAGCCACCUCUCUAAGGUCCUUGCCAUAUCACUGUGUCUCUCUGACGCUCAGAGGAACCUUUUUAAUGAACCAGUGACAUCUGUACCUCUGUGCGCUAACCACGGGGAGAGGCUCAGAAAAUGGAUCAGCGGACUAACACAAUGCGGUGUCCUUGUCUGCUGGACUUAGUUAUUAUCCUGUCCUUGACAUCAUGCUGCAUGUUGAGUGAGGCAAGAGCUCCACACAGUCUGGAGCCCAACCACCAGCUUGGCCAGGGGUCUCCCACCACAGCUCUACACCAGAGACUCAGACGUGGCUGGAUCUGGAAACAGCUUUUUGUCCCAGAGGAGGACCCCAAUCCAAGCGUGAUUGGCCAGCUAAAAUCAGACUACGACAAAGGGGAUUUCUCUAUCAAGUAUAUACUGUCGGGGGAAGGUGCAGGGGAGAUGUUUGAGAUCAAUGAAUAUUCAGGAGAGAUCCGUACAUUGCAGAAGCUGGACCGCGAAGAGAAGGCCUUCUACCUCCUGCAGGCUCAUGCCCUUGCUCGGAAGUCCAACGAACCCGUGGAGCCCCAGUCAGAGUUCAUCAUCAAGGUCCAAGACAUCAACGACAACAUCCCCCAGUUCCAGAACGAGCCCUAUGUCUCCAGCAUCCCUGAGAUGUGUCCCAUGGGGACUAUCGUGGCCCAGGUGACAGCUACAGAUGCUGACGAUCCCCUGUUCGGAAACAAUGCCAAGCUCAUCUACUCCAUCCUACAGGGGGAGCCCUACUUCUCUGUGGAGCCCAAGACAGGCAUCAUCAUGACCUCGAUGGCCAACAUGGACAGGGAGGCUAGGGACCAGUAUCUGGUGGUGGUGCAGGUGAAGGAUAUGUUGGGACUGAGCGGUGGUUACUCUGCCUCCACCACUGUCACCAUCAGCCUGACGGACGUCAAUGACAACGGACCCACCUUCCAGCACAACCUGUACACCUUUGCUGUUCUGGAGUCUGCUGCGGUGGGCACAACGGUGGGCAGGAUCAUGGCAGACGAUGGUGACGUGGGCAUCAACGCCAGGAUGAACUACAGUCUAGAGGACCUGGAGGAGAGCGCCACCUUCAAGAUCCAAACAGAUCCAGUCACACAGGAAGGAGUGGUCCUCCUGGCCAAGCCUCUGGACUAUGAGAGCAAGCGACGGUUCGUAAUGGCUGCGGAGGCUGUCAACGAUCACAUAGACACCCGCUUUCUGAGCUACAAUGAGUUUCGGGACAGGACGACCCUAAAGAUCGUCGUCGAGGACGUGGAUGAGCCCCCUAUCUUCAUGGCGCCCAAUUAUGAGUGGAAGGUUCCGGAAAAUAUGGUGGCGGGGACCGUGGUUGGUACUGUUAGCGCCAGAGACACUGAUGCAAUCAACAACCCAAUCAGAUAUUCCAUUGACAAAAGCAGCGAUAUCACAAAAGCUUUCAAAAUAGACCCAAACAAUGGGACUGUAACUGUUGGGAAACCUUUGGACCGUGAGGAAGCAGCCUGGCACAAUCUAACCAUAAAUGCCAAGGAAACAAAGCAGAACCAUCUAUCCUCAUCUGUGGUGGUGUUCAUCAAAGUGCUGGACAUAAACGACAAUGCACCAAUGCUUGCCAGAGAGUACCAGCCAUAUAUCUGUGAGGGCACACAGUCAGGAGAGCUCAUCCAGCUGAUCAACGCUGUGGAUCUGGACGACCCUGUGGAGGGACACCACUUCUACUUCUCCAUGGUCCCUGAGAAGCACAUCAACCCUAAUUUCACAAUCAGGGACAACCAAGACAACAGUGCUAGCAUCCUGGCACGGCGGAGCUCGUUCACCCGUAGGGACCGUACCCAGUACCUGCUGCCCAUGGUGGUGGCGGACAGUGGCUCCCCAGCCCUCUCCAGUACCAGUACCCUGACCAUCAGCGUGUGCAGCUGUCAGCCCGCCGGACACUGCCCCACAGGCGGGGUGGAGGCCCUGGCCAUCUCUAUUGGGGUCAGCCUACAGACCCUGCUUGGCUUCCUGGUCUGCCUGGCAACACUCACAGUGCUGCUCAUUGUAAUGCUGAUGCUGAGGAGACACAGGAGGAAACAGCUGGAGGGGCUGGGGAGAGCGGAGAAGGAGCUGGAGCUGCCUAAGGGGGUCUCAGAGAAGGUGCUGCACUAUGGAGAAAUAGGAGGCGGAGGAGGGGGUGACCUGGGGGGAUUCUGUCAGCCUGCUGUCCCCCUCCGUCCCCACCCCCGCAGGAGGGACAGGAGGCUCCGCAGAGAGGAGGUGGCAGCCAGUAUCAGAAUGUCGAUGUCUCUCCGCCACUCCCUCCUCAUCGGCCCCGAGGACGAUGUCUUUAAACAGUUCAUCAUGGACAGGCUGGAUGAAGCAGAUCAGGACCCCUACGUGCCGCCAUUUGACUGCCUGAAGACCUACGCCUUCGAGGGCACAGGGUCGCCCACGGGGUCCAUUAGCUCCCUAGAGUCCUGGGACUUUGUGGAUGCUGACCAAUGUCCCCGGGACCCAGGAUCACGCCUUGUCAGACUGACUCUCUGGCAUGGGGGAGCGGAGGAGGAGACAACCUUCUGAACGGCUAACAUUUAAAAAAAAAAAAAAAAGUUAUUUAAUUAAUUUAACGUAAUAACAUACAUAAUAGUACAGCACAUCCCUGAACUCAAUUUUGACAUCCUGAUGGAAGAGACAAAUAAGUUCAUGUUUUCUUCCCCUGCAUGGUUGAAAACAGUGGAGCUUGCUGUAAUAAUUAUUAUCAGUGUUAUGACAGUUAUACUUUUUUGUUGAACAGGCAGUUUCUUGAUAUUUUUUUAACAGUAUUUAAAGCAACAUAACUUUCUAUACGUGACCUCAUUCUGCAUUAGUUCUAAAGAUGGGUAACACAUUCUAGUAUUUGAACCUUCAUGACAGUAUUAUAAGCGCAUCAUACGUUUCUUGACACAUGCCAGAACUUUGCAUUCUUGGCAGAUGAAUUAGAUAGGACCUGAAGCUACACUGUAAAUUCUCCAGUGUGAGAAAAAUCAAAUGAACACUGAGAGUGUUACAUCAACACUGAAAGUGUUCAGUCUGUGGAACAGUGUUAAAAUAUCGCACUGCUUAGUGUAAAUCCUUAUUCCAAUAUGUCUUUCGAGUAAAUUGUAUAGUUACCACCCAUGACUGUAUUUGUUAGUGACAGAGACAUGGUUGUUGUAUUCAUCCAUUUUUGGUCCUAUGGGCAUCACCAAGUGACAUCCUAUGCAAAUAUGUUAUUAUAAAAAAUUAUCUUUAACACAAUAGCAUACAUACAUCAUAAGGCCUUAUUUUGAAAGUUUCACCCUAAUACAAGUGCCUGAAAUUCCUACACAUCGCUUUAAACCAAAACCACGCCCAUCAUUAUCAUAUUGUUUGUUUCAAUAUCUGUUUGUGGAUGUACAUUGAUUGAUUGAUUAAUUAAUUAAUGUUAUGCUACUCAAAUAGAAAACCACAAACAUUUUCUAAACUAAUCCAAUAUGUUUCUUGGACUUAUUGCACCCUUAGGGAGUCUCAUGGCUUAGUUUUUCCCAACCAGUCAUUCUUAAUACAUGUUGAGGGUGACAAGAAAAUGCAAUAGUUGGAUAUCCCCACACUGGCUGGAUUCCAAUAGGAAUUAAACGCACUUUGCAAGUCAACAGAAUGUGACUUGCAUGCCUAAUGUGGCCUGUAAACCAUGAGUUCCAGGCCAUUGCAUUACACACUCAUAAAAGGUUGUCACUGUAGUUCAAGAGUGUCAAACUCAUUCCAUGGAGGGCCAAGUGUCUGCAGGUUUUUCAUUUUUCCUCUCAAUAAAGCCUUACACAACCAAGUGUGGGGAGUUCCUUACUAAUUAGUGACCUUAAUUCAUCAAGUACAAGGGAGGAGCGAAAACCCACAGACAACGAGUUUGACAUGUGCUAUACUUGUACCCUGUAAGGCAGGAUUCGGCAUCGGUAGCCCCUGUAUAUAGCCUCGUUAUUGUUAGUUUAUUGUGUUCACUUUUUUUAAAACUUUUUUUUUACUUUAGUUUAUUUAGUAAAUAUUUUAUCAACUCUAUUUCUUGAACUGUUUUUUUUUAAUUUAUUAUAAAUCUUUUUUUUACCCCUUUUUCUUCCUAUUUCGUGGUAUCCAAUUGGUAGUUACAGUCUUGUCUCAUCACUCCAAGUCCCAUACGGACACAGGAGAGGCAAAGGUCAAGGGCUGUGCGUCCUCCAAAACACGACCCAACCAAGCCGCACUGCUUCUUGACAUAAUGCCCACUUAACCUGGAAGCCAGCCACACCAAUGUGUCGGAGGAAACACUGUACACCUGGGGACUGCGUCAGCGUGCAUGCGCCCGGCCCGCCACAGUAGUCGCUAGAGCGCGAUAGGACAAGGACAUCCUUGCCGGCCAAACCCUCCCCUAACCCGGACGACGCUGGGCCAAUUGUGUGCCCGGUUGUGUCUUCCGGUUGCAGCCCAGCGAUGCAGUGCCUUAGACCACUGCACCACUCGGGAGGCCGCAUUGUUGGUUAAGGGGCUUGUAAGUUAAGGGGCUUGUAAGCAUUUCACGGUUAGGUCUACACCUGUUGUAUUCGGCGCAUGUGACAAAUAACAUUUGAUUUGAUUUUCCCAAACUCAGUCCUUGGGACCCCAAGGGGUGCUUGUUUUUGUUUUUGCCUUAGCACUACACAGCUGAUUCAAAUAAUCAACUAACCAUCAAGUGAUCAUUUGAAUCAGCUGUGUAGGUCCCGAGGACAGAGUUUGGGAAACGCUGCUGUAAGGUCGUCCUUUGUACCUUAAGUUAUAAGUGUAUAAUUGUACCCCAGUUCCAGUGGCAGUCGGUGCAGUUUAAGAUGAGGACCAUUAUAUUUUUCAUGAUCAUGGCCUUAUUUCUAUUACAGCAUAUUGGAUGACUGUCAUUCAUAUUCCUUUCACCCAGCUCAAUGUAACGUUGAUAGUUUUUGGCAAGGGUUUCCCAAACUCGGUCCUGAGGCCCCCGGCCCUAGCACUACACAGCUGAUUAAAAUAACCAACUCAUCAUCAAGCUUUGAUUAUUUGAAUCAUCUGUGUAGUGCUAGGGCAUCAACCAAAAUGUGCACCCAGGGGAGGCACCAGGACUGAGUUUGGGAAACCCUGGUUUAGGCCACUACAUGAUACUUGACAUUUCCUUAUACCCAUGAGGUUGCUACAACCUAGCCUAUGAAUUAAAGUGUACAAGGUAGAUGCACAGGUCGAGAGAUAUUUGAGUAAUAAAGGUGACAGACAUUGACGCGUUCAAUACAGCGUUGCACACUCUUGCCCGCAUCUAGCUGAUCUAGGGUGUAAUCGUUAGUCAUCAGUUGCAAACAAGAGUGUCUAUUGGACAAAUUCUGGUAUGUUUAUCCCUGUUUCUUUCUGUUUGCUUCCCUUUAAGACAUUUUUUUCAACAGAAUCGGCGGAAUGAAUACACACCUGAACACACUCGAGCGUAGUUCCCUUUCAUAGCAGCCACAUACAAACAGCACGAUCCCUUUGAUCGUUGUAUAAUUCCACGUCGUAUCUACGUGCUCUCCUAUUCUCACCUUUUCCCUUAGCUUGUGGACUUCAGUGCACAACAUAUCAGCAGUCUGUGACCAGGCGAAAAAACCUCUCCUAGCCAAACCUUCAUAUCAUAAAUGCUAACCUCUAUACACAGCCUACAUCGUUGUCACAAUAUUAACAUCAACAUACUGUAGCAACUAGAACUAACGUGUUAGCAAACCCGCUACAAUCAUGCAGUACAGUGUACAGUCAGCAGCAAACAGCUUCACAGUAACACCGGUAGGCCCCUGUGGCAGUAAAUAAAUAAAACCAAAAGCUUACCUUGACUUGGAAAAGUUCCAGUGUUGGAUAGCCAGCUAGCUAACAUAGAACUCCUCUCUGUUUGAACCGGGUAUUUGAGUAGUCUAAACUAGCUAGCUGCAUUCGCUAAGUAAGUGAAAGUGAAAAAAUAUCAAAAAAGUAUAGCUAGCUCUCUCUUUCACUCUAUUUUCCUUCAUUAAAAAAAUAUUUGUCAAAACUGUUCAACUAUUGUCUUUCUCUUGAAGUCAACUACUCACCAUAUUAUUCACUGCAGAGCUAGCUAGAUGUAGCUUAUGCUUUCAGUACUAGAUUAAUUAUUUGAUCCUUUGAUUUGGUGGACAACACGUCAGUUCAUGCUGAAAGAGCUAUGAUAGGUUGGAGGACAUCCUCUGGAAGUUGUCAAUAAGUCUAUUGAACGGGUUGAGAACUACGAGCCUCCUAGGUUUUGUAUUGAAGUCAAUUUACCCAGAGGAGGAUGGAAACUAGCUGUCCUCCGGCUACACCAUGGUGCUACCCUACAGAGUGCUGUUGAGGCUACUGUAGACCUUCAUUGCAAAGCAGUGUGUUUUAAUCUAUUAUUUGGUGACGUGAAUAUAUUUAGUAUAGUUUUAUCUAAAAAGGAUCACUUUUUUAAUGUUUCACUAUUUACAUUUUAUGAAAUUCACUGAGGAGGAUGGUUCUUCCUCCUCUGAGGAGCCUCCACUGCACAGUUCAUACCUCAGGCAACAUCAGGCCUUGAAGCAGGGUUGCAAAAUUCCAAGGACCUAAAAACUGGUCGAAGGACUUCAAAUUUCCAGCUUCCGUUUUCAGGAAAAUACUUCUGGAAAAAAUGGGAAUUUCUGGAAAGUUGCUAGAAUUUUCCAACCCUACCUGCAAGUCACAUUAUGCUGGCUUGCAAAGUGAUGUGUAAGUCCUAUUGAAAUCCAGCCAGAGUUAAGCGAUCCAACAGUUGGACUUUUUAGCCAUUUGCAACCUGCAUUCAAAAUGACUAACAGUGUUACAAAUGUUUUGAGGAGACUAUCUAACGCUUUUAAACUGGAACAAACAUUUCAGUAACGGGUGCAAAAAAUCUGACUGAUUGGAUUAGUUUAGAAAAAUGUAGGUUAUUUAUUUUGUGUAGCAUACGAUUGAUAAAUCAAUGUAAAAUAAACAAUUGCUGGGAAAUAUGAUAAUUAUGGGAGUGGUUUUGGAUCAAAGUGACGUGUAUGAGUUUCCGGCCACUGUAGUAGGGUAAAAAUACACCCUCAAAAUAAGACCUUAUUAAAUACUUAUGGUAUUGUGUUAAAGAACAUAUUUUUUUUCAUGAUGACAUAUUCACGUAGGAUCUCACUUGGUGAUGUCGAUAGGUGUGCAGAUGGAUGAAUGCAAUAACCAUGUCUAUGUCGGUAACAAAUACAGUCAUGGGUGGUAACUCUACGAUUUACUUGAAAGGUACUCUAGGAAAUAUUUGAAUAAGGCUUUAUACUAAGCAGUGUGUUAAUUUAACACUGUUGUGGUGUCCCUAUGGAUCCACAGACUCAACACGCUCAAUGUUCAUUUUGUUUUUUGUUAAUGCUUGAGAAUUUUCUGUGUAUGUUAUAAUAUACAGGUAAACACUAUCUUUCAUUACCUUUAUAUUGUUCUACGAAAUACAAGCUGUGCAUUUGUGUUCUGUAUUAUGAAUUUAUAACUAUAAAACAGCCUUAAACAAA
Molecule: messenger RNA, 7780 nt
Organism: Salmo salar (Atlantic salmon)
Lineage: Eukaryota; Metazoa; Chordata; Actinopteri; Salmoniformes; Salmonidae
Gene: cdh19
Product: cadherin 19, type 2
Biological process (GO): cell-cell adhesion mediated by cadherin; cell-cell junction assembly; homophilic cell-cell adhesion
Cellular component (GO): plasma membrane; catenin complex; adherens junction
Molecular function (GO): beta-catenin binding; calcium ion binding; cadherin binding
Source: RefSeq, a predicted model, not a curated record